Messenger RNA from Brugia pahangi, 2739 nucleotides. Lineage: Eukaryota; Metazoa; Nematoda; Chromadorea; Rhabditida; Onchocercidae. The record is from the annotation of a GenBank genome assembly.
AUGAUUUUAUUGACAGGUACAUCUUCUAGAUCAUUUUAUCCAAAAAUCCUUUAUGCUUCUCGAACACAUAGUCAACUGGUACAAGUAAUCCGUGAAUUAAAUAAAACAACUUACAAAGACAUUAAGACUGUAACAUUGGCUUCACGUGAUGUACUUUGUAUCAAUGAUAAAGUGAUGAAAGAAAAUAAUAGUCAUGUCAAAUCACUGAUGUGUAGGAAUUUGAUCAGAAAGCAUCGAUGUCCAUUUUAUAAUUUCUAUGAAAAAGCUGAUCCAUCAACGUUAGAUCUGUUAUAUAGCAAAAAUGGAUUGGUUCCAGAUAUUGAAGAAGUCAUCAGUGUGUCUCGGAAGCAUAAGUAUUGUCCUUAUUUUCGGAGCCGUUCAAUGUAUGAAAAUGCCGAUCUCAUUCUUUUACCAUAUAAUUAUAUCGUCGAUCCUUCCUUGCGAUAUAAGCAUAACAUUCAGCUCAAAGGAAAUAUUGUCAUUUUCGAUGAGGCACAUAAUUUGGAAUCAGUUUGCGAAGAGUCAACAUCAGUAUCAUUUUCAACUACCCAAAUAAGUGCAUGCAUAAGAGAAACAAAGAAAGUUUUGGAAUUAAUGAUAAAUGAUGAAGAGGAAGUUCGAACUCAAAUGGAUAAUACAGUUGUACCAAUUGGUACUGAAAUUCAGGAAACAAAUGAAGUGAAAAUUGAGAAGAAUGACGUAGCUUACUUGCUUGCAUCCUUGCAUCAGUUUGAAGAUGCUGUAGACGUUUGUGCGAAAAGUGGAGGCAAGAAAGUGACUGGUAUUGAUGGUAAAGUUUAUCCUGGUGAACAUAUGAUUGAAUUACUGUCAAAAGCAGGAUUUCGAAAGGAUAUGAGGGAAGCUGUAUCACAGACUAUUGAUAAAAUUGGGCAAUACCUCACAGCAAAAGCACAAAAUGAAACGAUUGGAGAAUUUGUGGAAAAAGGAGUUUAUCUUCAAGAAUUUUCAUCAUUUAUUUCAACUAUUUACGCAUAUAAACAUGCUUCAUCACAAGCAUUGGAUAGUCCUGCAUGUGUAGUGAGAAAAAUGCACAAAAAGAUUACGGAUGACAGCAUCGUGAAAUAUUUUCAACUUUACAUAACAAAGCAUAGUUCAGUAAUAACGCUGAAUUACUGGUGCUUUUCACCAUCAGUUGCAAUGUGGUAUCUUCACUCAUGCGGUGUACGUUCUGUGAUUGUAACCAGUGGUACCUUAUCACCGUUAGAUUCAUUUAUUAAUAAUCUCGGUAUAAGUUUCCCGAUAGCGCUAGAAAAUCAGCAUGCUGCUAACGUGGAUCAAAUUUUGUGUGCACGUAUUCGUUCUAGUCAAAGUGGAAUCGAUCUCUGUGGUACUUUUCACAAACGGAGCAGUUCAGCGUACGUAUUUGGAAUUGGUGAAGUUAUUGUUCGUGCUUGUCAAAUCAUUCCGGAUGGUAUCUUGGUGUUUUUCUCGUCCUAUGUUACUAUGAAUACAUGCCUGAAAUUCUGGAAGACAUUAAAAUUUGGCCCAAUGUUCAUAUGGGAAACAAUAUCAGCUUAUAAAGAAGCAUUCGUUGAACCAAAAUCUAAGUUGGAGCUGAAAACAGUACUAUUGCAAUUUAGGCAAAAAGUGAGAGAAGGCGGUAAUGGUGCUAUCUUAUUUGCUGUUUGUAGAGCUAAGGUAAGCGAAGGGAUCGAUUUCUUAGACAGUGAAAGCCGUGGUGUUAUCGUAAUCGGUAUUCCAUACGCUCCAACAAUGGAUCCUAGAAUUGAACUUAAGAGACAAUUUCUUACGAAACAAAGGAUGGUUGUCGUGAAGCAAGAGCUAAGAAAAAAUAUAUCAGCUGACGAAUGGUAUCAAGUGGAAGCAAUUCGUAGUGUGAAUCAAUCAAUUGGCCGUGUUCUUCGACAUAAAAAUGAUUUUGGUGUUGUCAUUCUUGUUGAUUCAAGGUUUUGCUCGAUGUCAUCAAAAUGGUUUCCUUCAUGGAUGCGUGAAUGUUUAAAAAAUUACCAAGAUAUCAGCGAUUUUGAAGACGAGUGUAAGCAGUUCUUCAAAAAGAGAAAUAUUGAGAUACGUAUUAAUAAAAGACCCAUAUCAUCAGCUACGGAAGUGGCACCCGGAUUUGUUUGUUGCCGGAAGCAACCUGAAAUCAAGCCAAAUAAUGAUGGCUUGCAUUUCGAUAUAAAUGCACUGUACUCUUCUGAAGCAGUAGCAGCGUUUGAAAAAAGCGUUGGUAUCGAAGAUACUAUACCAAAACGUCCAAAAAAAAGUUGUAUUUUUGAGGAAUUAGAAGAGGAGGCGAAAAAGGUAAAUGAAUUAGUUGGUACCACUCAUUCAAUUGAUGUCGACAAUAACCCUAUUCAGUCAGGCAGUAACUUGAUAAUCCCAAAAACAAAACCUAAGCUUCGCAUAAAGCCGAAUGCUUCAUUGUUGUUCGAGGUGGAUACAUCUGAGGGAAAAAUAAAAGAUUACAAAUCUUUACAGCUGUUGCAAUCUGAUGACGAGGUAAUAGCCAGUUGGCGAAGAUCUGCACUAGACUACAACAAGUUGCUUCAAUCUAUUGAGAAAUCGAAACGCAUUACUCUAAAAAUGGCACUAACAAAUUAUGCGGCGGAUAAUAAUUUUCAAACAUUAAUUUCGACAUAUGCGAUGGAAACUAUACCGGACCAUUUGGAAGUUUUUAAAGGUCUUUAUGGGUAUUUGCAAGUGAACCAUCGACCCGAAUUUAUAAUGACGUGUCGACAGCUCAAACUUAUAUAA